AGCGAGCGACCAUUGCUCACUACCGCCGCGCACCAGCGACCUGCAGCACAAACGCACGCCUCCCCAUAAAACAGGACCGUACCGCAAAGUGGACGGAGGCGGCGGCGGCUGAGAGGAGUGGACAUUUUCCUCCCCCGAGAAAAGAAAUCCUCCGGAAAAGCCAGGGAGAGUGAAAGAAAGAAAGAGAGACGGAGAAGUUUAAGCGGCGUGAGACAACACUUUGUUGUCCGUGUGACGUUUACUUUCUGCCUUUGAAACAUUUCAAACCAGCGACUCCUUCGGCUCCUGUCACUCGAAACUCAACCAGUAAUAAUAAUUAUUAUACUAAUACUCCACUCUAAAGGAUAUUACCACACUUCUUUUUUAUUGUAUCAUUCUCUCGGAGAGGCCUGUGACGACCAAGAUAAAACGUUGAACUUCGGAAAGGGACAAUUGACUGCAGCUAAAUAUCCUCGAGCACUAGGACCAUGUGGACGGCGCAGAACCAAGCUGUGACCAGCGACACCACAGGAUGAUUGAGCUGUGCACCACAAUGGUCAAAAUGCACUUUAUCCGAAGUUUCAUACCAUUAAUUAUUGGAGUCUUGACAAAACAAAGACUUGGAUUCUAAUUUUUUUUUAAUUUUUUUUGGUCUGGACUUUUUUUUUUUUUUUUUUUUUUGUUAAAUUUGAAAGACUUUGAAUUAGCAGAUUACCUAAAGGGCCUUCUCCAUGAACUGUAGAACUGGACUAAAAGCCCAUGUGUAGCAGGACAGCCACUUCAGCUUUCGGAAUAACAUAGCCUCAGACUUUUGGGGAGUCCACCCGAUCCGAUCCCGGCAGCAACCCGCCCUGUCAUCCGACUGUUCCACCUGUCCAAAGGCAGACCUCACUAUCCAAUGGCAUGGGUCAAGUUCUUCAGGAAGCCGGGGGGCAAUCUGGGGAAAUCGUACCAGCCGGGGAGCAUGCUGUCUCUGGCCCCGACCAAAGGACUGCUGAACGAGCCGGGCCAGAACAGCUGCUUCCUCAACAGUGCCGUGCAGGUGCUUUGGCAGCUGGACAUCUUCAGGCGCAGUUUGAGGCAGCUACCUGGACACUUCUGUCUGGGAGAGUCGUGCAUUUUUUGCGCGUUGAAGGGCAUUUUCUCCCAGUUCCAGCACAGUCGGGAGCGCGCCCUGCCCUCUGACAACCUGCGUCACGCCUUGGCAGAGACCUUUAAGGACGAGCACCGCUUCCAGCUGGGCUUCAUGGAUGAUGCCGCAGAGUGCUUUGAGAACAUACUGGACAGGAUCCACCUGCAUAUUGUGCCUGAAGAGACGGAUUCCUGCACCUCGAAGUCUUGCAUCACACAUCAGAAGUUUGCUAUGACGCUUUAUGAGCAGUCCGUGUGCCGCAGCUGUGGGGCGUCCUCCGACCCACUGCCGUUCACCGAGCUGGUGCAUUACGUCUCCACCACUGCGCUCUGCCAACAGAUAAAACAGCGCAGAGAGGAGUCUUUCGGGGAACUGUUACAAACGGCCAGUACGGUCGGGGACCUUCGAAACUGUCCGAGCAACUGUGGCCAGAGGAUCAGGAUCAGACGAGUCCUUAUGAACUCCCCAGAAAUAGUUACCAUCGGCUUCGUGUGGGACUCCGAUCAGUCAGACCUCACCGAGGAAGUCAUCCGUUCACUAGGGCCUCACCUCAGUCUCUCUGCGCUCUUCUACAGGGUAACAGAUGAGCACGCCAAAAAGGGAGAGCUGCUGCUCGUGGGGAUGAUCUGCUACUCCAGCCGCCACUACUGUGCCUUCGCCUUCCACACCAAAUCCUCCAAAUGGGUCUUCUUUGAUGACGCGACCGUGAAAGAGAUUGGCUCCCGGUGGAAAGAUGUGGUCAGCAAAUGCAUCAAAGGUCACUUCCAGCCUCUCCUCCUUUUUUACUCCAACCCUGACGGGAGUGCCAUCAGCACGGACGACGCUUCGAGACAGAACAGCGGCCAGUCUCACCACAAGCCUCCUGUCAACGGAGAAGACUUUGAGCCUCUAGCGUCAUCCCACAAGAAAUUGGACCUCACCAAAGAGAACCUGACUACUUUGUUGGGCCACGACUCUUUCAAACAGAAGACCCCUUCAACCUUCAGCAGGGGCAGCGGCCAGACCAGUGGAGGACGAGGACCAGUGAAAAUUGGCUCCGCUGAUCCGAAGAGUCGCCUGAGGGAUAUCUCUCGUGAAGUUGCCCAGAGAGCAGGAGAGGUGCGGGGGAUGAAUUCAUCCAGAAGAGAGCCUGAUAGGAGCGGUCAACGGAGGCUGGAGUCACGCUACAGAGAACCAGGUCAGGACAGGACCUACUCCCGCUCCGCUUCCCCUCCAGGGAAUGGCUUCAAACAUUACAUGGAGACCCGGCUGUACAGCAGCCAAGGAAAAGGUCCCAUCCGGACCGAGAGGACGCCGCAGCUCGGUGGCCGGUCGUCCCACGAGCCGCCUCACUCCCACUCCAGAAUCCAGGUGCUGCCCAGCGCGCCCGCCACGAGCAGCGGCCAUCACAACAACCGGAGAAUAGAGCAGCUGUCCAACGGGUACGACACGGACAGCAGCCAGGACUCCAGAGAGCGUUCCGGAAGCGGGGGGAACGGCCGCAGCAGGCCCAGUCGUCCGUGGAAGCCCAUGCGCGAGGCGCUGAACGUGGACAGCGUGUUAAGCGGCGCCGGCGGCGGGAGUCCGGUGAGCCAGGAUCGACGGCAGCACAGCCCGCGGAGGAGACCCAGCAGCCAGUCGCCUUCGCGAGACCGAGAGCGAGAGCGAGACAGAGAUUACGUGUGGGGAGGCCGGGAAGAACGGAAACCGAAGAGCCUCAUGACCAUCUACGAGGACGAGCAGAGGCACGAAACCGGCGGCAGCCGAAGCUCUCUGGACUCGGACGGCCGGGGGGGCCACAGCGACAAGGACAAAUCGAAGGGCUCGGCGACUCUUAAAGUGCGCAGCGACAACUGGAAGAUCCAACGAACUGAAUCUGGAUAUGAGAGCAGCGACAGGCUAAGCAACGGCUCGGCAAACCUCGACUCACCUGUUGUGGAGAACCUUUCUUCCAAGGACCUCCAGCCCAUACCCGAGUUACAUCUGAUGAGGGAUCACUUUCCUCCUCGAAGGAGUGACAAUUCGAAGGCUGACAUGCUGCACUCUACGUUUCCCGCCGAUGAACAAGGAAGAAAAUCUCCAGAUUCGCAAGACUCCAACAACCUCUCAAGUCAACAAUUACAAAGAAGAAGAGCUUUCCGAUACACACCGGGGAUCUUUGAAAAGAACGACGGCCUGGACAGCGAACAAGAGGAAAACGUGGACAGCAGCCCUGUGAGCCCCGUGCCUCCCUACUUGGCAAAGACCAGCAGUUCUGAGUGGAACAGCUCGGACGACCUUGCCGGACCUUUCUCCGAGCAAGAAGAGACUACCCACACAGAUCCUUUCUCACACAUCCACCCCCCACAUCCAUCCCACAAGACCUUUGGCAAUAGCCACGUCGACCCAUCUGGUGUUCCCUCCCUGCCACCAGAGGUGCCAGCACGCUUGAGCCCCCGCAACGAACCCAAAAAUGGCUUCUCCCCCCUCUCGCACACCGCCCUCCGGCGGUGGAUCGAGACACCUGCCGAGCACAGGCUUUCAUCCGACGCCAGCUCCAAGUCGGGAUCGUCAGACCAGGACAGGAACGACCUGUCAGCCAGCGAGAGCGACGAGCGGCUACCCAGUCCGAGGCCCGGACACAGCGACGGUACGGACUCCCCCUCCCUGACGGACAUGGUUCUUCCCACCACUUACUUUUCGGUGGAUAACUGUAUGACGGACACUUACCGGGCCAAAUAUCAUAAGAGGCCCGCCUUGUACAUGAAAGCGGAGGACCACACGUCAUCAGGGGAGAGUGAUGUCGAAGGGAGGGGGCUCCCUUUGACAGAUGUCAAGCCACCAGAGCCUUCCAGAAACAGAACAGAAUCAGGUUAUACUACCACUACUAAGACUGCUGCGAAGUGGAACCCAGUUACUCCCAAAGGACUCGAUGAGCACGGUUUCCUAUGAUCCUUGGGCUCAAUAAACUUUGAAUGACGACUGGACGCCACAAGGAAUCGUUAUGCACUACGAACGCUCCACAGUUUGACUCCUUCUAAAUGCAGUUUAUUUUCUCAUGUGCUUGUCAUAGCAGAAAGUUGGUCGUGAAACUGGAUGCCAAAGAGAUUGUUAGGGAAAAAAGAAAAAAAAAAAAAGGAAUAGCAGUCUGGCUACUAAAAGCUUUGAAUGGUUUAUUUGCACAGUGGAAAGGUACUAAAGGAAUUAUGCCUAAAACAUUAAGCUGGACUUCUGGAGCUCAAAUACAAAGGGUUAUGUUGGUAAAGAAUGUGUCACAUAAAGCCACUUUAAUACACGAGAAAUAAAGACAUUUAUUUCACACGAAGAGGAAAACAGUUUCUUCCAGACUUCACACAUCUUAUGGAAUGCUUUUGUUUUGUUGAACUACUCCCAUUUCAGUGUUACGAGGUGUCUGCCCCAAUUCUGUCUGUGUUUGACGUAAAAUACCUGCUCUCAGCGUUUGGAAGAACGCAAGAGAUUCCCGUUCCAGACAUGGAUUGUGGUUCGUUUUGAAGCGUGAUCACGGGCACACUAAACGGCACGAUUUUAAAAAUGGAUCCCACGGAUCCGUAUGUACAUGAACCUCCAGGACACCCACAUUGGUUUUUGGCUGAUGAGAUGUCUUUGCACAAUCUUUAGGGCGAGAAAGCUAACAUACUUACACAAAGUUUAAUAACCAGCAUAGUUGCCCUUCUAUUUCUGCCUCUGUCAAACCGUCUCUGAAUGAGACCUGAUAUACCAAAAUAACUCUGACAACCAGUGAGGGUGUCCGGGGCUUACGAGCUGAUGGGUAUUGAUUGAUUGAUUGCCUGUUCAGCGUUAAAGUUUGGAACAUCCCGAUUCCCUCUCAUCUGCACAUAUUCUAUCUUAACAUAUUUACUGCAUUAAUAUGUCUAUGCAUUGUGUUUCUGGUUUAUUAUUACUUUUAUUCUUUUCACACUCCUUACAGUUACAUUUACAAGUUUUCUGGCGAGCUGUUCCAUAGAAAAUAUCUCCUCUUGUAUGCAAGUCUGCCCAUGUAGGACAUGGACAGUUUAAUAGUGUCAUCUGCAGGGGGCGUUAUUAAAAGUAUGUUGUACUUUUUGCUAGUUUACUAAUGUCGGUUCGGAUGUCUUACAUACAUAUAUAUAUAUGUAUAUAUAUAUGUAUAUAUAUAUAUAUGUGUAUACAGCAGACUUAUGCGCAGUGCCUUUUGUAUUUUCUAUGUUGAGGCAAGGUUGAAUUGGAGCCAUGAUUUGUACAAGUCUUCGAUUUUAAAGAAUUUUUUGUAACAUUUAAUUUUAUUUUUAUUGAUUGACAAUUGUUAAAUAAACAAUUUUAUUUAACCAUA
Molecule: messenger RNA, 5399 nt
Organism: Mugil cephalus (flathead mullet)
Lineage: Eukaryota; Metazoa; Chordata; Actinopteri; Mugiliformes; Mugilidae
Product: inactive ubiquitin carboxyl-terminal hydrolase 53
Exons: 17
Coding region: 878-4021 (1047 amino acids)
Biological process (GO): protein deubiquitination; sensory perception of sound; response to auditory stimulus
Cellular component (GO): cell-cell junction
Molecular function (GO): cysteine-type deubiquitinase activity
Source: RefSeq, a predicted model, not a curated record